GUCACUGGUACACUCAAGAGUGUCCGUUUAAUUCCGUUUCCCGCCGCAGAGGGCAGCACUAGUGCGUAACUUGCAUAUCGCGGCUAAAAAAGAUGAUAGACCGAUAAUGUCCUUAAUAUUUGGAUCUGAUAAAAUACCGGCAAUGAUUAGUUGACAAGACCGGUCAGGGAGCAAUAAUCCGAAGAUAAGAUCGGAAAUUUUUAAUAACUCGAGUGUACUAUCACGCUCUAAUCAGUCGUCGAGUUGUAGCCACAGUGUAAAGUAUAAGAAAAAAAAGAAAACUUGUCUUAUUGACAUGUCAAACUUGACACCAAAUGAGCCAACGACAUCCAGUAACAAUGGUGAAGGUCACCCGAUUUCGGAGGCCGACACGGAGUCGUUGAAUAAGGCAAGUUUUUGCAAGAUAAAGAAAAAUAAUAGAUCUGUCGAAAUUACAGAAUAUAUCUGUAAGAUAUACGUAUGAUAUACUUUGCAUAUAUUUUGCACGUUUAAGUAAGAAUUAUUUAUAAGCGUUACGAUAAAGCUUUCUUUUGCAAUACUUUAAAUAUACCACUUUCAUAGAUAAUAAUGUUAACAGACAUUUCCAACAUUUUUCGACGACCUAGAAGAGUAAAAUGUUUAACAAAAAAAGUUCGGCCAUGAGCGAUUUCUUUAUAAGUAUUUCCCCUCGACUCGAACGUUCAGUAUUUCCGCUUAGCUGUGAUAAGAAACAGUGCUGAUAAACUGCACAAGUCGUGGAAAAUUAAACUUUCCCGAAUUGUUUGUUAAAAAUAAAUAUUAAACAUUACUUUAGAGUGGUUGAAAAUAUGCCGUGUUUCCUUGUGAGUAGUUUCGAUAUGGAAUAAAUUCUCUUAAAUAAGAAUUAAAUGUUCUUAAAUUCUCUAGGGUUUCCUUUAAAUGACCGUAAGAUUCUCGGUAAGAUUGAAAUGCAAAAAAAUCCGAAGAAUUACUAAACGCCACGCAUGUACCUCGCAGUGACCCGAAUGCACAUCUCGGAGAUCCUUCCACUGUACGUUUACUCGAGAUAGACAUAUCCCCUCUUUUAAAAUCAGGUUCCGACGUUGGUAUUUGUGUCUCGUAGUUACUUUCACGUCGUUCCGAAUGCUCGUCACCGACGCUACUUCUCUGCGAGUCGAGGAGCUAAAGUCGAAGGAGUCGCGCUGCGUAAAAGUUCUUUCCGAAAAUCCCGCAAGGGCUGCGCCAGAUGUCGCCAACGUCGCUCGUUUUCCCGCAAGAACAUAUUCCGCAUUAAUUUCCGCCUCGUGGUUGUGUUUCGAGUUGUUUUUAACAAGUGCAUUGGGUCCCCCAGUGUCAGUGGAAUAUUUCGGUCUAGUUUUUUCCUAGGGUUAUUUUACCUCGUGCCUAGGGGACACGUCAUGGUGGAACGCGGAAACCAAGUCAAGACUUAUAAAUAUCCCAAGUCCGUAUUUUUCAUCGUUGGCAAUGAGUUCUGCGAAAGGUUCUCUUAUUAUGGCAUGCGAGCGGUCCUGGUGCUUUACCUCGUCAAUAUUCUCAAAUAUAGCAACGACACGUCCACCGUGAUAUAUCAUGCAUUUUCCAUGCUCGUAUAUUUUUUCCCAUUAAUCGGCGCUAUGUUAGCCGACUCAGUACUUGGCAAAUUCAAGACAAUAAUGUAUCUGAGCAUUGUCUACACAAUUGGGCAGCUUCUUUUGUCCGCAAGUGCAGCUCCUCCUCUGGGAAUCCCAGCAAGGGAAUUCUCCAUAUUAGGCCUGAUCCUCAUAGCUCUUGGGACCGGAGGCAUAAAACCUUGCGUGGCGGCAUUUGGAGGAGACCAAUUUGUUCUCCCACAACAAGAACAACAGCUCACCAUGUUCUUUUCGCUCUUCUACUUCGCCAUUAACUCCGGCUCUUUGCUCUCCACUUUCGUCACUCCGAUAUUCAGAAACGACGUGGCAUGCUUCGGAGACAAUAGUUGUUACUCCUUGGCUUUCUUUGUGCCUGCGGUCCUUAUGGUAUGCUCAAUUGUUACCUUCGUACUGGGAAAAUGCUUGUACACUAUCAAAGCCCCCGAAGGGAAUGUCGUGCUUAAUGUAACUAAGUGCAUCUCGCAUGGAAUAUAUAAGAAAUUCAAGUCGAAGAAGGUGAGACAGCACUGGUUGGAUCAUGCCGAUGACGAAUAUGACACGAAGCUCAUCGAAGACAUCAAAGAGUCUCUUCGGGUUUUGACGUUGUUCAUCCCCUUGCCUUUCUUCUGGGCUUUGUUCGAUCAACAAGGAUCCAGAUGGACCAUCCAGGCUACGAAGAUGAAUGGUCAGAUGGGAGACUUCGUUCUAAAGCCAGAUCAGAUGCAGAUGGCUAACCCCCUGCUUAUUCUCAUCUUCAUCCCAAUCUUCGAAUCAUGUCUUUAUCCAGUAUGCGCGAAAAUUCAUUUUAUUAACACUCCGUUAAGGAAGAUGACCGUCGGUGGACUAUUGGCAGGACUUGCAUUUGUGGUCUCCGCACUUGUGGAACUUCAACUCGAGAAAACUUAUCCUAUAAUGCCUUCUCCAGGAGUGGCUCAGCUGAGGGUUUUCAAUCCUCUCAACUGCAACGUCCCGAUCAUGAUUGGCAACGAGAGUUUUACAUUGGAAGCUCUGAAUUUCCACGAAAGACACGUCGAGACUGAGAAUACAGUCAACCUGAAUUACACUGCCAAUUUCGCAGCCUGUAGCUACGCUGGACUCUCCGACUUGUCCGGAAAAGUUAACGGAGUUCUUAGUGGAACGGAGGCAAAUGCAACGUCAUGGGCUGUUACUCGCACUGGUAUCGACUACAAUUACAUUGACGCUGUCAAUAAAACAGGAUCAGGAAAUCCUGGAGUUAGAGUUUUAGUGUACGUCGACAAAAGUCUCAAAGGCAAACCUAAUAACCUGAGUAUAAAGUCAAACGCACAGUCGAUACUGGACUUCAAAGUUAACCCCACUUUCGAGGCGUCCCAUAUCAUGGAAGUGGAUCCAGGGAUUUAUGAUAUUUAUCUAAACAACGCCGCAGUGAAGAAGUCUGUCUCGCUAAAACUUGGAGGCGUCUACACCAUUGUUGGAUAUAUGUCCGAUAAAGCAAUGUUUGCAAAUGUUACUACUGUUACGCAACCCAAUUCGUUACACAUGAUGUGGUUACUGCCUCAGUACGUGAUCAUAACGAUGGGAGAGGUUAUGUUCUCAGUAACAGGACUGGCUUUUGCGUUUACUCAAGCUCCGGUUAGCAUGAAGUCUCUUUUGCAAGCUGGAUGGUUAUUGACGGUAGCUUUCGGCAAUUUGAUAGUGGUUAUCAUUGCCGAAGGAGCUUUCGUUAGUAGUCAGGCCAUGGAGUUCUUUUUGUUCGCCGGUCUCAUGUUCGUGGACAUGUUAAUAUUCGGUCUGAUGGCGAUGGCUUAUAAAUAUGUGGAAUUGCCAGCAGAAGAUGAAUUGAACGGAGACAUCCCCAUCCCGCUGGAGAGUAAACAAGGGAAUGAAAAUAAAUCAUUUGCAUCAGACGACGAGAAGUGACGAGAUUAAAUUGACUGCGAUAAACUUUUGGAGCUUGACUUCACCCGAAGCAAAUGAAAUUUAUAUUAAGCGCUGUGAAAAACGAGAGCCGAUUUAAUAUUGCCAGUCGAGCUUUUACAAAGCAGCUAAGGAUCGUCGAAGAUUUGCGCACCUUGGGAAAUUGAUCUUUCCCAUUAGAAUCAUGUUUGUAAAUUUCUGCAUUUGUAUAUAGUCUACUUAUAUAUUACUUAGUUUGUAUUAUUUGUAUAUUAUGCCACUUAUCGAGCCUGAUAAGACGAUUAUGCAUUUAAGAGUAUAUUAGAAUGAAUGCGCGAGGUAUAACCUGUUUAUAAACUUACUUUUCUCACGAAACGAACUCCAGUAGUUUCGUAAUUAUAUUUUUGUUAAAAACUU
This is a messenger RNA of Orussus abietinus, 3878 nucleotides long. Its product is annotated as peptide transporter family 1. The record is from RefSeq and is a predicted model, not a curated record. Lineage: Eukaryota; Metazoa; Arthropoda; Insecta; Hymenoptera; Orussidae. Gene Ontology annotation, biological process: oligopeptide transport; transmembrane transport. Gene Ontology annotation, molecular function: dipeptide transmembrane transporter activity. The transcript is spliced from 10 exons. Gene Ontology annotation, cellular component: membrane. The coding region runs from base 1377 to 3485 and encodes 702 amino acids.